UCCCUUAUUUAUUCCGGUCACUUGGGUCAGAUUCCGGCGACCACUGUCAGACCCUCCGGCUACUUUUUCCUACCUAUAUAUUCCGCUCUCGAUUCUCCAUUCUCCUUCCUCUUCGGUCUUAAACCGACGAAGAACGAUUGAUAAACACAGAACAGAAGUUGGAAUAGAGGGAGGACGUGGGUUAGGCAUGAAAGCGAACAAAGUUGCCUAAUCCUCACUGUAGUACAAGGCGGCUUUUACUUUCUAUAAAGCAGCCCUUCUCUGAAACUCUUUUCCAUCUCUCUUUCUUCUAAAAGUUCUGGUGAUGAACAGAGCGUUACCCGGAGAUGCUACACUGCCUGAACACGCCGGGGAAUUUCGCCGGGAACGGCGCCGACAUGAGCGUGCUGGAGAGGCAGCGAGCUCGGUUGAAAUGGCAACAAGACCAACUCCAUCAACAGCAGCAACAAAGGUACUUCGACGGGAAUGAGAUUGCCGGAUUUUCCGUGGCCUCCGAUCAGCAGUUUCAGGGUCUUAACGAGGUUCUGACCCGGGGAUUGAAGUCGGACCCGGGUGUAGAUAACGGGUGGCCGGAUUUGGGUCAUUUCGGGGAGGGUGCGAGUUCGGGUUCGGGGAUCGGACCUAGUCGGUUUGGGAUUGGGUCAGGGUUCGACGCGAAUUACGGGAUCUCUAGGACCAGUAGCUGUCCCCCGGCUGUGGCGGCGGCUGUGGAAAUCAAACACGGAGAGGCGGUUCAGGCGGAUAAGAUGAGUUCAGCUGUUGGAAGAGAGAGCUUCAAGAAGAGAAAGGCUGACAAGAACCAUAGCCUCAAGGCAAUAGCAGAAGAUUAUUCCAAGGAGAAGAGGAGCAAAGCAUGUUGCAAUGAAGGGGGAGAGGCGGCCAGGAUCACAGAGCAGGGCACCAAAAAUGACUGCAAGAACAGUGAUAACAUUAAGAAAGAAACUUCUGCAGAUACUUCAAAGGACAAUUCAAAGGUUACAGAGGUCAAGAAGCCUGAUUACAUUCAUGUUCGGGCUCGUCGCGGCCAGGCCACUGACAGCCACAGCUUGGCUGAAAGGGUGAGGAGGGAAAAGAUCAGCGAGAGAAUGAAAUAUCUACAAGAUUUAGUCCCCGGAUGCAAUAAGAUCACAGGAAAGGCGGGAAUGCUCGACGAGAUCAUCAACUAUGUCCAAUCACUUCAGAGACAAGUUGAGUUCCUGUCGAUGAAACUAGCCGCUGUAAAUCCAACGCUUGACUUCAACAUCGAUAACUUCUUCGCGAAAGAGGUUUUUCCAGCAUGCACUUCAAAUUUUCCAAUUGGGGUAUCGACAGAAGUCACCAAUCCGGCCUACCUUCAGUUUAAUCCACUACAACAAGUAGUUUCAUGCAGUGGGUUGGAAAUGGCAUUGAAUGUCCCUUCUGAUAUGGCACUUAGAAGGACUAUAAGUGCUCCCGUGACAAUCCCUGAAUCAUUUCUAGAUACAUCUUGUUUCAAUCAAAUCCAAUCAUCAUCAGCUUGGGAGGCCAAUCUACACAACCUUUAUGGCGUCGAGUUUCUCCAAGAAAGAUUGACAUCAUUUCCAGCCAACCAGCAAUUUACAGGUUCCAAUGAAGCAAGCAAACUGAAGAUGGAGAUGUGAACCAGAAACAUAAAUCAUACGAUUUAUUGGAUGAAUUCAAUCCAGAUGCCUUUUUUGUAAUUCUUUCUUUCCCAUGCGAGUACAUAACGUGUAUAGUUGUAUGUAUACCAGCACUGCAGAAAUAACUAUUAUAAUGAGAAGGCACCUAUUAACCUCGGACUA
Molecule: messenger RNA, 1781 nt
Organism: Diospyros lotus (date-plum)
Lineage: Eukaryota; Viridiplantae; Streptophyta; Magnoliopsida; Ericales; Ebenaceae
Product: transcription factor bHLH63
Exons: 7
Coding region: 327-1619 (430 amino acids)
Biological process (GO): regulation of DNA-templated transcription
Cellular component (GO): nucleus
Molecular function (GO): DNA-binding transcription factor activity; protein dimerization activity
Source: RefSeq, a predicted model, not a curated record